CCGGGAAACCUGGAGGCUGGCUCCCCUGUGGAGGCCCGGAGCAUCGGAGCAGGCCCCGCCCAUCCUUUCAGAGCGCGGUGCCCUCGAAGCGCCCGCGGAGCUACCGGAGGCUAGGCGAGUACGGUUCAGACCGCCUCCUCAUCAAAAAUAGCCUCUCUGGCGCCUUCCUGCUAGAUUGACCUUUUAUUCAUUGGAUAGAGUCUCUCACACUGAAUGAUCAUCGUUUUGAGCCUGAAGUGCUAAAAUACAGGUGCAGGUGUUUGAGAACCACUGUAGUAGAUAAUGGACGAAGUGCCUAAUUUAAGGAGCAGAGGCGAAGUGGAAAAUGAAAAAAGCUUCGCCGCAGUGGGGACUUAACAGCCCUGGAGAGAAAGGGGCUUAAUAGAGUCUGAAAACCGUGAAAGAGCUUGACCGAUGAAAUGGGCCUGGCUGUCUGGGGUAUCGGCAAUUUGGUGAAUGUUGCCUAAGAUCAGCCUGGAAAGGUAGUUAGCCAGAUCCGAAGUGACGUAUUUGCACUGCCAAACGAGCUGCUGGAGGUUAAAAAGUAUGUGUUUUUAUUUCAUUGAGGCCAUAUAAUGCAGGGUUGACGGACCGGCCUUAUAAAUCACCUCGGAGUGGAGUAGUGGAGAGUUAGAGACACUGACUACCCUAGAGCUGGCCGCAAACUAGUGCUUGUUAUUGUGACUCGAACUCCCCAUCCCCAGAAAUUCUCAGAUCUUAGAAGCCGAAGACUGGCAAGGAUACUAGAGAGAACUACUUGAGUAGGCGAAGUCAGACUAGAUACCGAAUAGGACCCCUUCCAAAAAUACAGAAGGCUGAGGCCGGGGUGCUGGGGAACCUUGCCGUACUGGGAUUCCAGUUGACACCCCGACGAAGCUUGGCUGCAGAGCCCCCGAGUCCCGCACUUCCGCCCGCCAGGCGGCGCUGGUUCUGACGCCGACUCCCGGAGAGACCAAGGCCGGCGACUUAAGAUGGCGCUGUCUGCGUUGCUGCGUCCCUUCUCCCGGCUGCUGGCCCCUGCCAAGCUCCCGAGCCGCUCUUCAGCGCGGUCGAAGUUCUACGUUCGAGACCCUCCGAAUGCCAAACCUGACUGGCUGAAAGUUGGGUUGUCCGUGGGCACCAGCGUCUUCUUGUGGGUCUAUCUCAUCCGAAAACAUAAUGAAUAUAUUUUAGAGUACAAAAGAAGAAAUGAACUGGAAUAAACUUGAAAUACUAAUACAGUAUGCUCCAUAUAGUGACUGUAGUUGUUUCUCUGGAUUUACCAUCUGUCGAAUUGUAAAUGUGAGAAAAAAGGUUAUAUGUGACUAUAUACGAAUGUGAGAAAAAAGGUUAUAUGUGACUAUAUACGAAGUCAGCAUUUGUAUUUUGCAUCAUUAAAUGAAAAUAUAUAAAAAAUGCUUCUGUAUUAUUCAGAUAAAGCAUAUUGUGACAACUUGUAGAAAAUGUUCAUUCUAAGGUACAUUAAUAGAAGUAUUUCAAUAUGGAAGGAACCAUCUGAUGACAAGGUCAGUGAUAAUUAAGGACAUAGAUUCAAAAAUCAGGAUUUACUCUUGUAUCACCUUUACUUUUUUUUUUUAAUGGUCAAAGGUGAUGACUUUUUUUUUUUUUUUUUUAAGACAGAGUCUUGCUCUGUCACCCAGGGUGGAGCUCAGUGGCACGAUACUGACUCACUGCAACCUCCACCUCCCAGGUACAAGUAAUUCUCCUGCCUCAGCUCCUGAGUAGCUGGGACUAUAGGCGCUUGCCACCACGUCCCAGAUAAUUUUUGUAUUUUUAGUAGCAAUAAGGUUUCACCAUAUUGGCCAGGCUGGUCUUGAACUGCUUGACCUUGUGAUCCACCCACUUGGCCUCCCGAAGUGCUGGCAUGAGCCACCACCCCUGGUCAUCACCUUUUAAUUUCUGAUCUGAACAUUUAGUAUAUUAUGAAGACAGAACUACCUUAAUACUCAAAAUACAUAGGAUCACAAAGAUUGUUUUCUCUAGAGGAGUCAUUUUGGUGAGUUAGAAAGGAAGGAUGAAUCCUGUUACCAGAGUUUUUUCUAACUCUCUGAAUUUGAAUGAUUUUCAUGAGGGUGACUACUUUUACUCACUGUUAUGGCAACACAAAAUUUGUUGUCUUUUUUGCUAAUAGGACGUUAAGCCUAUGAUUUAGUAAACUUUAACUCUUGAUUAUUUUUAGGGGAGUUAUUUGUUUGGGGCUUCUUUUUGAGACAGGGGCUUGCUCUCAGGGUUAAGUGAUUCUCUCACCUCAGCUUCCUCAGUAGUUGGGACUACAGGGGUGUGCCACCAUGCCCAGCUAAUUUUUUUUUAGUUUUAGUAAAGACAAGAUCUCUCUAUGUUGCCCAGGCUGGUCUCCAACUCUUGAACUCAAGUGAUCUUCCCACCUCAGCGUCCCAAAGUGCUGGGAUUACAAACACGAGCCACCUCACCCAGACUCUUGAUUUUUAAAAAGAGGGUGGAGGAUUAAUAGACAAUUUAAAAUUAUAUAUUUGACUUCCUCAGUAGGAGCACCAACUCCUUGAGCAAUAAAAAAAUCCAUGUGUAACUUUUGACUCCCCAGAAUCUUAACUAUUACCAGAUGCUGUGGUGUGUUCCUGUAGUCCCAACUACUUGGGAACCUGAGGCAGGAGGAUCUCUUGAGCUCAGCAGUUCUGGAAUAUAGUGCGCUAUGCUGAUUGGGCUUCCUCACUAAUUUUGAUAUCCAUAUGGUGACCUCCCAGGAACAGGGGGCCAUCAGGUUGCCUAGGGAGGGGUGAACCCGCCCAGAUCAGAAACAGCUGGUCAAAACUCCCAUGCUAAUCGGUAGUGGGAUCACGCCUGUGAAUAGUCACUACACUCCAGCCUUAGCAACAUAGCAAGACCUCAUCCCUUUAGAGGAAAAAAAAAGUGUCUGUGUGUGUGUAUAAACCGUUGGGUCUCAUAAAUAAAUUAAAAAAUUUAAAAAGCUAUUAAUAUCCUAUUGUUGACUGAAAAACUUACCAGUAACAGUCAAGUUAACACAUAUUUUAUAUGCUAUAUGUGUUAUAUACAGCAUUCUUACAAUAAAGUAAGUUAGAGAAAAUAAAGUGUUCUUUAAAAAAAAAAUCCUUGGGCCAGGCGUGGUGACUCUACCCUGUAAUCGUAGCACUUUGGAACACUGAGGCAGGCAGAUUACUUGAGCUCAGUUCAAGACCAACCUGGGCAACAUGGCAAAAUCCCAUCUCUACAAAAAAAUUAAUACAAAAAUUAGUCAAGCCUGAUGGCUAAUGCCUGCAAUCCCAGCUACCUGUGAGGCUGAGACGAGAAUCUCUUGAGCCUGGGAAGCAGAGGUUGCACUGAGCCAAGAAACCACUGCACUCCUUAAGGAAAACAUAAUUACUAUUCAUUGAGUGGAAAUGGAUCAUUAUAAAGGUCUUCAUCCUCAUCAUCUUCACACUGAGUAGGCUGAGGAGGAAGAGGAAGAGUCGGUCUUUCUGUCUUGGGUGGAAGAGGGAGAAGAAAAUUCUGCAUAAGUGAACCCAUGCAGUUCAAAGUCAUGUUGUUCAAGGGCGAACUGUACUUCAUUUGACCCUCAGGAAAGCCCUUUUCCCUUUUUUUGAGACUGGAUCUCCUCUCGCUCAGGCUGGAGUGUAGUGAUACGAUCACAGCUCACAGCCGCCUGGAUCUCUUGGGCUCAAGUGAUCCUCUCAUCUCAGCCUCCCAAGUAGCUGGGACUACAGGCCUUUGCCACCAGAUCUCGCUAAUUUAAGUUUUUGGUAGAGAUACGGUCUUGCUAUGAUGCUCAGACUGGUCUCUAACUUUUGGGCUCAAGCAAUCUGCCGGCCUUCAUUAAGUUGUAAUGUUGACAUUUAUCCUGAAUUAUGUUGUUGGGCCCAAGGUAAUCACAAGGUCCCUAUAAGUGGGAGAGGGAGCACAACAAUGUGUCAGAGUGAUGUGAUGUGAAAGUCUUCUUUGCCAUAGCUUCUUUGAAGAUAACAGCCAAGGUAUCUCAGGAAAAUAAAUUCCCCAAUAGAGGCUGCAAAAAGGAACACAACCCUGCUAGCACCUUGACUUUAGCCCACCUGUAUCAGAUUUCUCACCUACCAAACUAUAAGAUAAUACCUUUGUGUUGUUACAAUAAAAAAGUUGUUAUAGCAACAA
This is a messenger RNA of Callithrix jacchus (white-tufted-ear marmoset), 4119 nucleotides long. RefSeq names its product NADH:ubiquinone oxidoreductase subunit C1 (gene NDUFC1). Lineage: Eukaryota; Metazoa; Chordata; Mammalia; Primates; Cebidae. Gene Ontology annotation, cellular component: mitochondrion; respiratory chain complex I. The record is from RefSeq and is a predicted model, not a curated record.